ACAUUCGCAAAUUCACAAAAAUACCCAUCAUGUUAUCUACCCAAAUUCCCGCCCAAGGACCUUUAUCGUCCUCCCAUAGUGCUAGGACCAGUGCCAGGGCCACUCCCACGGUGGAAGACCACGCCACCCCCCGCUCCGUCCCCGACUAUGACGCCGAAGAAAUUCCCGAUAACAACUUUGGCCGCUUGAUCCGCAGCCUCAAGGCCGCCUUAGGCCCUAACAAAGGUUUGUCUUGCAAAGACAUCGAUAUUGAACACAUCAAAUGCCUCAUGGAACAAUACGAGGCACGUGACGACGACUGGCUCAAGUAUGCGUUGCACGACCCAUCCCGUCCCUACACCAGAAAUGGUAUCAUCAACCUCAACGGUAAUGCCAACCUCUUGAUAUUGUGCUGGUCUCCAGGAAAAGGAAGUGCCAUCCACGACCAUGCCAACGCUCACUGCUGCAUGAAGAUUCUUAAGGGAAACCUCAUGGAGAGUUUGUACGACAUGCCACAAACAGAGGGUCAGCCAUUGGUGUGCAAGAAAGAAACCGUGUUGAAGAACCAAGAAGUUGGAUACAUUGCCGACGAUAUUGGGUUGCACAAGAUUUCGAAUCCAGACCUGGAAGUGUCUGUGUCGUUGCACUUAUACACGCCUCCGUACGCAUCGAUGUAUGGGUGUAGCAUGUAUGAAGCUGGAAAUGGGAAGAAACACCAUGUUGAUAUGAGUAAGUAUUAUAGUUGGCAGGGACAGGUGGUGAGUGUGCUGGGAGGGCUGUCGUGUUAGACGUCAGCGCCUGUGCUCAGUGCCGCCAGUGCCAGUGCCGUCAGUGUGCCAGCUUUAGCUUAGAUAGAUGAAUGAGAUACGAUAAUUAUAAUA
Messenger RNA from Yamadazyma tenuis ATCC 10573, 860 nucleotides. RefSeq names its product Cdg1p (gene CDG1). The record is from RefSeq and is a predicted model, not a curated record. Gene Ontology annotation, biological process: L-cysteine catabolic process. NCBI's taxonomy places the organism in Eukaryota, Fungi, Ascomycota, Pichiomycetes, Serinales, Debaryomycetaceae. Gene Ontology annotation, molecular function: cysteine dioxygenase activity; ferrous iron binding.